AUGUUUGCUGCUCCUGAUGAUGAUGGGCCCGAGGGCUCCCUUGCUGGUGAUGUACCUGUGAUCUCUCCGCCUAAGUCUGAGGCUGCGCAUGCUGCGAUCUCUCCGCAGAAGUCUCAGGGCAGUCUCUGCGGCGAAUCUCCGGACAAGGCCCUGGCCUCACCAUCGCCGGCUGCAGGCGUGGAUGCCUCCAGUGUGGAGGCGCCGCCGCUGCCGCCAACGCCCACGCAGCUUCGGCCUUCCACCGUGCCUGCGGUGGAUCCUUGCACCUUGUGUGCAAAGCGCCCUCGUGCGCAGAAGCAGAAGUUUUGUUGCACAUGUCGUGCUGACAUAUCCGCGGCCAAACGUGACGCAGAGAGGGAAAACCAACUUGAGUGGUUCAAUGACUUGGCAAAGAAAAAUGCCGAAGAGUUCCAGGACUUCAUGUUUGAGUACGUUAAGAAGCAGAGUUCCACGAGGCGCAAGUACUCCAUGCGCCUGAAGUUUGACUUCUUGCAGUAUCAGGAGGCUCGCCGCACACAAAGCAAGUUCAAGCUCGGCUACAAGGCGGUUUUCAUGCACAAGAAGCGCGCCGUGAACCACUGGAUGGAGCGUUUGGGGUUGGAGAGAUCCGAGGCUCUCACCAAGUGGGCUGAGGAAUCCGAGGCGGCAAAGUACAAGCUCAUGAAUGGCCCCCGCGACAGCCCGUUGCAAAUCCCUGUGAAGCUCGACGACUUUUUGGUGGUUGAGGACAGUGUGAUAGACGAGAAGAGCAUGGUGAAAGACUACAAGAAGGUCAAGCACUCCGCGGAAGCCGAGCAGCUCAUGGAGGAGGCGUUGGAAGGCCGGGCAUUCACGGACAAUGACAUUGAGAGGUACGGCAUCGACGCAGCGAACAGCGACCUCGUGAAUUCGGUCUUUGGACGCAAGAUUGCUUUGAGACCACCCACCGCCGCCGAAGGUUCAGCUUCAGCUGCGGAAGACACUGCUGAGCAGGAGCCCGGGCCCGCGAAGAAAGCCAAGACCUUUGAUGCUGGCACCGAACGCAUGGCUAUCACGAACAAGCUGAUCGCCGCGGUGGACAAGGAGCUCGAGGCACUGAAAACGUGUCGGUCAGACGUGGCGACCUUCCUGCAGGACAUGGACGUGGAAAAUAUGUGCAACAGCCCGGACACGCCUGCGAGUGAACGUGAUGCCAUUCGCCUCUUAGACGCUCGCUUCAAGCUGUCGGAGAAGCUCGUUGGCAGCUACGAGCCGGGCAAGGCCCUUGCGAGUGACGAGGUGGUGGCCAAAGAUACUGCAGCCUACGCAGCCGCGUUCCAGACAGAGGUGGCCGAGAUGCCCGACAUGUUUGCCCAAGCCUAUCCUGUUUCCCAUAUCGUGCGGCAAGUUCAAAUCGAGGUCAAGAACGUCAACUCCCAAGCAGAACGCAAAGCGCUGGAGCAGGACUUCAAGCCUGUGAUCAACCUGCUAGGUGUCAUGCGAUCGUCUUUGAAGAGUGCGCACGACAAGAUCAAAAAGUUUGCCAAAGACAAGACAUCCAAGCAGGAAAGGGAGAAGCGCGCCGCCGACGCCGCGCAAAUGAAAGCCAUCAGCACCGAGAAGAGGAAACGGGAGGCGGAAGAACGAAAGCUUACAAAGGCUGCAGAGAAGCAAGGUCGCGUGGGGUCUCUCUGGGACAUCGACUACGUGAAGCUGGGUGUGCAGGUGAUGUCGCACGAGAUCCUGAAGGAGCCCGGUGACUUCCAGAAAUUGAAUUUCUCCCGGCCGUGGAUCGCGCGAUACUCGCUCUCGACGCUGCCCAACACGAAGAAGGUCGUGGAAGACGCCAAGAUUCAAUCUUGCCUAGCAUCUUUCUACAAUGGCUUCCCUGGAUCCGCGGCUUCUUUGCAGGGAACGAGACGGUUCACGCAGGCGGUGAAAGAGACCAAUGAUCUACGAGACAUGGUCCUUAAGGAGUUCGGCAUCGCGGAAUCACGUCCAGGAGAUGGGUAUGAUGCGCUGCAGUCCAUGACAGACACCGUCGCUGUGUUCGGCUACGGUGAGGAGAUGACUGCCUGCGGGCUCGAUGUGCUUCAGCUUCCCUCCCUGCGUGUGCAGGUCCAGGGUCAUCGUUGGGUGUUCAUGAUGCCCUUGGAGGCUGUGGUGUCUUAUGUGAAGACGACAAAGAAGGGCGAGCGAGUCGCCUACAAAGAUGUGCAGGACUUUCUGAACGCGCUACAGCCCAGCACUGUCGCAGCGUACCUGACCAUGUUCCCGGAUGGACUUUGCCACGCGUUGAUCCACAAGGAUACCAUUGCGUAUGUGCCGCCAGCGUGGGUGCUCGCGGAGAAGGUCGUCAACAUGAAGUGUGCCUUCGGCCUUCGCGUGCUGUGGUCCCCUGCCAUGCAACUGGAUCGAAAUUUGGAAGCUGCCGCCGACUGGGUUGGAGAUGCUGCUGAGGGUGCCGCGUCUUCCAAAGGCCUCGCUGCGCUCUAUGCGCAGUGUCAAGCCCGUCAGGUUGAACAAGACAAGGAGGCUGCAGAGCGAGCCCAGUUGGAGGAGCUCACGCGCCAGGAGGAGGAAGCCCGGGCCCGUGAGGCCGAGAUCCAGAAGAAAGCCGCGGAGGACGCCAAGCAAGCCGAGAAGAAAGCCGCGGAGGACGCCGCGCAAGCCGAGAUGCAGAAGAAAGCCGCGGAGGACGCCGAGCAAGCCCAGAUGCAGAAGAAAGCCGCGGAGGACGCCGAGAGAGCCGAGAUGCAGCAGAAAGCCGCGGAGGACGCCGAGCGAGCCCAGAUGCAGAAGAAAGCCGCGGAGGACGCCGAGCAAGCCGAGAUGCAGAAGAAAGCCGCGGAGGACGCCGAGCGAGCCGAGAGGCAGCAGAAAGCCGCGGAGGACGCCGAGCAAGCCGAGAUGCAGAAGAAAGCCGCGGACGCCCAGCAAGCCAAGAUGCAGAAGAAAGCCGCGGAGGACGCCGAGCGAGCCGAGAGGCAGCAGAAAGCCGCGGAGGACGCCGAGCAAGCCGAGAUGCAGAAGAAAGCCGCGGAGGACGCCCAGCAAGCCAAGAUGCAGAAGAAAGCCGCGGAGGACGCCCAGCAAGCCAAGAUGCAGAAGAAAGCCGCGGAGGACGCCCAGCAAGCCAAGAUGCAGAAGAAAGCCGCGGAGGACGCCAAGCAAGCCGAGAUGCAGAAGAAAGCCGCGGAGGACGCCCAGCAAGCCAAGAUGCAGAAGAAAGCCGCGGAGGACGCCAAAGCCGAGAUGCAGAAGAAAGCCGCGGAGGACGCCAAGCGUGCCGAGGAGGACAAGCGCCAGGCCGAGGUCCUGAAGAAAGCUGCGGAGGAUGCGCGCAAAACCGAGAUCCAGAAGAAAGGCCAGAAGAAAGCCGAAGCCCAGCAGCAAGCUGACGAUGCCGCGCGUGCUGAGAAGGCAAUGCAACAGUUCUUCGAGAAGAAGAAGGCUCACGAGGACGCAAAGCGCCGGUGA
This is a messenger RNA of Symbiodinium natans, 3438 nucleotides long. The record is from the annotation of a GenBank genome assembly. Lineage: Eukaryota; Dinophyceae; Suessiales; Symbiodiniaceae.